This is a messenger RNA of Adineta ricciae, 540 nucleotides long. The record is from the annotation of a GenBank genome assembly. Lineage: Eukaryota; Metazoa; Rotifera; Eurotatoria; Adinetida; Adinetidae.
AUGAAAUUGGUUGUUAUUGUUUCAAAUCAUUUGAUCAUGCACUCACUCUCAAAUCAAAGAGAUACCACAAAUGAAAAGAAUCAUUGUGGCCUUCGAUUAAGUUCAUCACCUAUUGAAAAAUCGGAUGCAGUUGUUCCACAAACAAUCCUUGCUCGUAUGAAUGAACUCAAAAUGCAAGGAUGCGAAGUUAUUAUUUAUAUUCUCAAUCAAGUCGGUGAUGACAUUUAUCAUGCAAUUAAAUUCUUUGGCAAUGUUAAACUUGGUAUCGUUACACAAUGUACACGUUUCGAUCGACUCAUGUCAAAUAGUGAUCCUCGGAAAAUGGAUAUGUAUAUUCAAAAUUUAGUACAAAAAUUCAAUGCAAAAUUAGGUGGUGUUAAUCAACUUGUUUCAUUAAUGCGUGCAUUAACAUCUCCAUCAGCUCGAUCUGAUAUUUUUAUGUUCUUUGGUAUCGAUUGUACACAUAUAACAUGUUCACGUGAACGACCAUCGAUUGCUGCUGUUAUUGAUUCGAUUAACAUCUUCAUCAGCAACAUUUGA